GUGGAGUGAUAACAUCAAACCCUCCGAGUCCGUUGGGCGCUUAUGAUAUCAAUUGAAAUUCAUUACGCCGUUCCGUCACCGGCGACGAAGUCAUAUAGACCCGUAACAGCUGAUCGCCCGCCAUGCCGUGCGUCUGUCAUCUCUAGGUAUCAAUUUCGAAUAUACCCACUGUACCCAGUCCUUGGAGUCGGUCAUAAUCAUAAUCUUUAACUAGACCAGCCCAACCAACAUUCAACAAUCAAGUUAUCAACAUCAUAACAUGACACCCUCGAUCCUCAUUCUGGGCGGCACCGGCAAGGUGGGCAGCCGUCUGGCGCGCCAGCUCUCAGCCUCUCAACAGCCCAUCCUCGUCGCCUCCCGGCGCGGUACAGGCAAUGGCCACGGUGUUCCGGUCGCCUUUGACUGGCACAAUCGCGAGACAUGGGAGAAGCCCUUUGCCACGGCCGCAUCGCCAAUUGGUGCCGUCUAUCUCAUAGCCCCGCCCUCGUUGGACGCCGACAAGAUCAUGAACGAGUUCAUCGACUUUGCGCGCGAGCGAGGGGUGCGCCGGUUCGUGCUGCAGAGCGCAUCAUCCAUCGAGCCCGGCGGGCCGGCCAUGGGCAAGGUACAUUCGUAUCUUAUAGAGCUAGGACAGCGUGGAGAGGUGGACUGGGCUGUUCUCAGGCCAACCUGGUUUCAGGAAAACUUUGCAGACCAGCCAAACCACUACCGAUCCAUCAAGGAGGAGGGUAAAGUCUACUCGGCGACUGGUGACGGCAAGAUUCCGUGGGUGUCAAGUGACGACAUUGCUGCGGUAGCGGCGCGAGCCCUCACUAGCCCGGAACCACCCAACACCGAGUAUCUAGUCCUGGGACCUGAGCUACUCUCGUAUGGCGAGAUCGCAGACAUUCUCACCGAUGUCUUGGGGAAGAAGAUCGUACACGUCGACCUUUCAGCCGAGGGCCUCGAGGAGCGCCACCAAAGCUUUGGGAUGGCUGCAGAAUAUGCAAAAAUGAUGAGCGCCAUGGAUACUGCCAUCAAGUUCGGUGCCGAGAACCGGACAAACGACGUGGUCUUGGCUGUGACGGGUGACAGGCCCAAAACCUUUAGGGAGUUUGCUGAGUCUGCCAAGGAGACAUGGCUUUGAAUUCUGUGCCCUUUUUGUGGCAUACUUACUAUAGGUGUAUUAUGUCUCUCUAUAUCGUAAUCAGUAGAGGAAGCAAUGCAAUACCUCAUGUCGAUGGCUAAGUAGUUC
Molecule: messenger RNA, 1234 nt
Organism: Canariomyces notabilis
Lineage: Eukaryota; Fungi; Ascomycota; Sordariomycetes; Sordariales; Chaetomiaceae
Product: NAD(P)-binding protein
Exons: 3
Coding region: 260-1126 (288 amino acids)
Source: RefSeq, a predicted model, not a curated record